AUGGCCGAUAUCUUUAACAUGGAUGGCUACGACGAGAACUCGGUCACAAUAACAGCCCCGGAACCGGAGUUAAACUAUAGGAUGCUUGAUCCCUCCUCCUCCUCCGACGAGAACGAGCCUGAAGAGUACCAUCCGCGAGAUGAACAUGCGAACGUGGUGGCAGAAUUGCCCAUUCCGAUUCCCGCCAGAAAUAGAAGGAAAAGCUCGAUUGCAUCUUCGUAUGAAGUGGGAAUCAGGGAGUCGUAUGUCGCAUCUACACUUGUAGUUAACAAUAGUCCUUCCAUAGGAUACAAGCCGAAGCUAGCAGACUUCGAGCCUUUGAAAGUGUUGGGGAAAGGCUCUUAUGGAAAAGUCCUCCUUGUGCGAGAAAGAUCCACGGGCAAGUUGUUUGCGCUGAAGCAAUUGAAAAAAGCAUCGUUGAUCAUCAACGAAGAUACAAACGAGAUACACGAGGCAAACUACAGAAGAACGCUUAACGAAAAGACCAUCUUGGAAAAAGUCAACCACCCGAACAUCGUAAAGCUAUAUUACGCCUUCCAGGACAAUAACAAGGUGUAUUUGAUCUUGGAAUACUUGGAUGGCGGAGAGCUUUUCCACCAUUUGGCUCUUGAAAGAUUCAUGAGUGAAAAAAAUGCUUGCUAUUAUAUAGCACAGAUGAUAUUGGCUCUUCGAUAUUUGCACUGCAACUUGAAGGUAAUCUAUCGAGAUUUAAAGCCCGAAAAUUGCAUGUUGAAUUCAAAUGGUAAUCUUGUGUUGACAGACUUUGGUUUGUCGAAAGAAUCCUCGGGAGACAAGAACCACUCAAUGACAGGUACAGCACAGUACAUGGCACCGGAAGUCAUCAAAGGGGAACCUUACGACUACUCUGUCGAUUGGUGGUCAUUGGGAUGUGUAGCGUUCGAUCUUUUGACAGGAUCCCCUCCAUUUUCAGGAAACAACAAUAAGAAGAUCAUGGAGAAGAUCUUGUCGAGUAAGAAGACGUUGAAGUUUCCAUUCUAUCUAAGUCUUGAUGCCAAGGACUUCUUGAAGAAGUUGUUGCAAGUCAAUCCCGAAAAAAGGUUCAACAUAGACGGAGAUUUUGACAAAGUAAAAAGGCAUAGAUUUUUCAGAUACAUUAACUGGGAUGAUUUAGAAAACAUAGAGCAAAGUGAGACAAUUCCACCCAUUCUCCCCAUUAUCACAGACCUGGUGUUGGCAGAGAACUUCGACAAGGACUUUACAGAAAUGGCUUUCACACCACAAUCACACGACACCGGUAGAGACAUCUUACAUGUGAACGGGUUCACAUACACAAACUCCAACUACUUGUCACUUCAAAGUCAGUUCAAACAAAAUUAG
Scheffersomyces stipitis CBS 6054 is the source of this 1338-nucleotide messenger RNA. RefSeq names its product putative protein kinase (gene PSK1). Gene Ontology annotation, biological process: protein phosphorylation. The transcript has 2 exons. Gene Ontology annotation, molecular function: ATP binding; protein serine/threonine kinase activity. Bases 1 to 1338 code for a protein of 445 amino acids. Lineage: Eukaryota; Fungi; Ascomycota; Pichiomycetes; Serinales; Debaryomycetaceae. The record is from RefSeq and is a predicted model, not a curated record.